Molecule: messenger RNA, 2301 nt
Organism: Saccharomyces cerevisiae S288C
Lineage: Eukaryota; Fungi; Ascomycota; Saccharomycetes; Saccharomycetales; Saccharomycetaceae
Gene: PKH1
Product: serine/threonine protein kinase PKH1
Exons: 1
Coding region: 1-2301 (766 amino acids)
Biological process (GO): regulation of nuclear-transcribed mRNA poly(A) tail shortening; cell integrity MAPK cascade; late endosome to vacuole transport via multivesicular body sorting pathway
Cellular component (GO): cell cortex
Molecular function (GO): protein serine/threonine kinase activity; protein kinase activity; protein serine kinase activity
Source: RefSeq, marked reviewed
AUGGGAAAUAGGUCUUUGACAGAGGCAGACCACGCCCUGCUGUCCAAGCCCUUGGUACCGACAUCUGCGGAACAUACACAAACGCAAGAGUAUCCUCGUCCUUUCGUAGAUGGCAGCAAUUCUCAGAGCGGGUCUGAACUACAGGCUUCUCCACAAGGUCAGUUUGGAGAAAAGGCAUUGACUAGUACUAAUCGCUUCAUUCCCCUGGCAAAUGAUGACCCGGGUAUGCAGCACGAGAUGGGUCUUGAUCCCUCAAUGAGGCGUAGAAGAGAAGAAUGGGCAGAACGUGGUGCGGCAAAAAUCGUCAAAGAUGUUGUCGACCCAGCUACGGGGGAGUUAACUAAGCAUGUUGUCAAGAUGGGAAUAAAGGACUUCAAGUUUGGAGAGCAACUCGGGGAUGGAUCAUAUUCUAGUGUUGUUCUGGCUACCGCCCGUGAUUCGGGCAAGAAAUAUGCAGUAAAAGUGUUGAGUAAAGAAUAUCUGAUCCGUCAAAAAAAAGUUAAAUACGUCACAGUGGAGAAAUUGGCUUUGCAGAAGCUGAAUGGCACCAAGGGCAUAUUCAAGCUUUUCUUCACUUUCCAGGACGAGGCAAGCUUGUAUUUCCUUCUAGAAUAUGCCCCCCACGGUGAUUUCUUGGGCUUGAUUAAGAAAUAUGGAUCUUUAAACGAGACAUGUGCACGCUAUUAUGCGUCGCAGAUCAUCGAUGCCGUUGACUCCUUGCAUAAUAUCGGCAUUAUUCACAGGGAUAUCAAGCCCGAAAACAUAUUGCUCGACAAAAAUAUGAAAGUGAAGUUGACGGAUUUUGGUACAGCCAAAAUUUUACCGGAGGAACCUUCGAACACCGCAGAUGGCAAGCCUUAUUUCGAUUUGUAUGCUAAGUCGAAAUCAUUUGUUGGUACCGCAGAAUAUGUUUCUCCUGAGCUACUGAAUGAUAAUUAUACAGAUUCCCGUUGUGACAUUUGGGCAUUUGGUUGCAUAUUGUACCAAAUGCUUGCGGGAAAACCGCCUUUUAAAGCUGCCAAUGAAUAUUUGACAUUCCAAAAAGUAAUGAAGAUUCAAUAUGCGUUUACUGCAGGUUUUCCGCAAAUAGUAAAAGAUUUAGUUAAAAAACUAUUAGUUAGGGAUCCAAAUGAUAGAUUGACCAUAAAGCAGAUCAAAGCACACCUCUUUUUCCAUGAAGUCAACUUUGAAGAUGGUUCUGUUUGGGAUGAUAAUCCACCGGAGAUACAGCCAUAUAAAAUAAAUGCAGAGGCGAUGAAGCCCCUGCAAAAGGUUUCUGAAUCUGAUACCACUGUCAAAAUGGCCAACCUUCAGCUGGCUGGUAAUGGACAUGCAGAUACUCCCCUGCAAGCACCAGCAGCGACCUCUCAAGAGCAUUCUGUGAUCAGUAUGACUGCAGCAACCGCCGCAUUCAAUAAAGAUUAUACAAGUCAACCCAAAUUGGGGAGCAAGUCAAGCACAUCUGUUAGAUCUGCCUCCAACAACACAGAUCGCGAGGUAAUUCAAAAGAAGGUUUCAAAAAAUCGCGCAUCUGUAUCAUCUCCUUCAAUUUCUACUACAUCACGGGGGAAAGAUAAUAGAAGUCGCUCUUCUGACGCCUUCUGGUCACGCUACUUGCAAAAUAUGGAUGAACGUGUCUUGUUGAUGAAGGAGGUAGCGCUUUCCACACGAAACUUAGAGGACUCACCUGUAGGUCUUGAGAACGUGGCUCUGGACUACAAGAACCCUCUUGAUAUCGAGCCUCCUACUGAUAGUGCAGGCAAAUUUUACAAGAAAAUGUUUCUAAUAACAAACCUAGGCAGAGCACUUGUUUUUGUCAAGAGAAGAAGUCUCAGCAUGUGGGAAGAACAGGAAUUUGAAUUGCAAUUCGAACUAGAGUUGAAUGACGUUGAGAAGAUACGCUUUAUAAGUGAUCAAGUCCUUGAAAUUGACGGUUCCAGGACGAUUUUCAUAGGAUGCAAAGAGAGAGCAGUUUUAAUGAAACUAUGGAAAUUAAUACAUAAUGGAAUGACCGCCAAACCUAAAGUAGUAUCGCCGAAGUCGGACCAUAAAAUGUUUGAUAAGUUCAUUCUUCAAAAAAGACAGAAUACAAAAAAAAAGAAUCAAGCUCCUCCCGUACCUCAAUCGAAUAGGCUAAUAAAUGGUUUACCGGACCGUUGCAUCUUAAAGACACCCGAAGAAGGCGCACUUCACACAAAACGUCCCACUUCGUUGCAGACCCGAUCGUCAUCUAAUUACUCAAAAUUGCUGGCAAGAUCGACACAAAUGCGGAAAAACAUGACACGGACAGAUGAAAAAUGA